Messenger RNA from Letharia columbiana, 1023 nucleotides. RefSeq lists its product as uncharacterized. The transcript is spliced from 2 exons. Gene Ontology annotation, cellular component: membrane. Gene Ontology annotation, molecular function: transferase activity, transferring alkyl or aryl (other than methyl) groups. The record is from RefSeq and is a predicted model, not a curated record. NCBI's taxonomy places the organism in Eukaryota, Fungi, Ascomycota, Lecanoromycetes, Lecanorales, Parmeliaceae. Bases 1 to 1023 code for a protein of 340 amino acids.
AUGGAUAUUAAAACCGCUGUUGACGCCUUUGGUGUUCUUGAAAAGGUCCAGGAGCUCGGCGCGAAAGUCCAUGAAUUGAGUGAGAGACCAAUGGAGCCCGUAAUCUCAGUAGAGCAAGACCUCUUCUAUCAUGGCAAAACAAUCUGGCUUUUCACGUACAGCGACUUGAAGACCAUCGUCGGGCCAGAGACAGCCUUUGGGAUCCUCAGUGCUCUUUCAGGAUCCAUCCUUACGACGAAUCAGUCUCCAGACUUUUCCGCCAUUCUCAGCCGGAUACCAAGAGUUGCAUUUUGGUGCUGGAUCAACCUUUUACCCUUCGCCAUCGACAACCAACGACAACCAGAGGCGAUCGAGGAAGAUAGGGAGAAUAAGCCAUGGAGAUCUAUGCCGUCCGGAAGACUGUCUGAGAAGCACGCCAAAUGGCUGAUGUGGAGUCUGUAUCCUGCAGCAAUCGUUGCGAGUCUGAAACUGGGAGGUCUGAAGCAGUGUUUGGCACUGAUAUUUCUGGGUUGGUGGUACAACGAUCUGGGAGGUGCCGAUCACAGUUGCAUAACGCGGAACUUCAUCAAUGCCUGCGGCUUUCUUUCUUACGCAUCCGGUGCAACUGAAGUCGCUUCCAGAACCGAGUUGUUGGGCAGUCCCUUCAAGCCGAUUGCGUGGCCGUGGUUUCUCAUCAUUGGUGCUGUUGUCUUCACCAGCGUACAAACCCAAGACAUGUACGAUCAAGCCGGUGAUGGACUGCGCGGAAGGAAAACAGUUCCGCUUGUGGUUGGAGAUCAUUACGCCAGGUGGUCGAUUGCUAUCGCGAUGGCAGUCUGGUCUGUCGUCUGUCCCACCUUUUGGCAGUUGGGUCCAGGCGCUUAUGCGAUGUCAAUGAUUACCGGUGCUAUCGUCAUCUUCCGAACUCUCGCUAAAAGAUCAGUUUCAGCCGAUAAAAUGACCUUUCGGAUCUGGAAUCUGUGGAUGGUCAUGCUUUAUUUAAUGCCACUGUUCAAAAGGAUCAAAGGGGACUCCUGGCUAUGA